AUGAUCUCCGACGACGACCUCUACCGCCUCGCCAUCUUCCUUGGCUCCUGCGCCAUGAUGAUGAUCGUUUUAUACCACUUCCUCGACGUCAAUGCCAUCGAGGAGGAGACCGCCGACACAGUAAGCCAGAAGGCUGAGGACUCUGCGCCACUCGCGUCCACAGACACCGCAGCCGCGUCAGGGAGAAAUUGA
Molecule: messenger RNA, 192 nt
Organism: Penicillium canescens
Lineage: Eukaryota; Fungi; Ascomycota; Eurotiomycetes; Eurotiales; Aspergillaceae
Product: dolichyl-diphosphooligosaccharide--protein glycosyltransferase subunit 4
Exons: 1
Coding region: 1-192 (63 amino acids)
Cellular component (GO): oligosaccharyltransferase complex
Source: RefSeq, a predicted model, not a curated record